AUGCGAUUCCUCUUUUGGAAUGUCAAUGGAGUGGCGAAGGUGGAGGCUGGUUUGAAGUUACGUGAGCUAGUUAGGGAGUUUAGGCCGGUUCUUCUGUGUAUUGCGGAGCCGAAAAUUCCUUAUUCAGAUAGUGUUAUGUUAAGGUUAAAUUUAGCUGGUUUUAUUAAGAAGGCUAUUACGGUGAAGACAGAAGGAGUCUUUAUUUCUUGUGUUCAUGCUAGUUAUAUCCAAGUUUUUAGAAGGAGAUUAUGGAGUCAACUUUCUGUAGUAGAUUCUAAUUCUCCUUGGAUGGUUAUUGGAGAUUUUAACUGUGUUCUUCGCAAUGAUGAGAAGAGGGGUGGUAGAGAUGUUCAUACUUCUAGUAUGAAUGAAUUCAAUGAUUGGAUGGAAGGGAAUGGUCUUUUUGAGGCAGAUUCUUUGGGUUCAAAGCCAAGACGUGCUCCUUUCAGAUUUCAGAAAAUGUGGUUUACGCAUCCUGAUUUUUUGAAAAUGGUAGAGACUUCUUGGAAUACUCCUGUGUAUGGUAAUCCAGAUUUUAUUUUUCCUUUCAAGCUGAAGAGAUUAAAGGCAGCUAUGAAGUUGUGGAAUCAACAGAAUGAGAUGAAGGAUGCGCUUGUGGCUGUUCAGGAGGUGCGUAUGCAACAACAUAUUAUGUUGAAGCAAAAAUCUCGCAACAAAUGGAUCUUGGAGGGUUCUAGCAAUACUUCAUAUUUCCAUAGUACUAUUAAUACUCGUAGAAGUGUCAAUACAAUUUCGGAGUUGGUGACAGAUGAUGGGUCCCUUAUCAUUGAUCCGGACCAAUUAAGAGACCAUGUUGUUUCUUAUUAUGAGAAUAAAUUUAAUGGUGUAGAUACGCAGAUUGAGGAUAGUUUGUUUGAGUAUGAACAUAAUUCUAUUUCUCUUGAGGAAAGACAUAUGUUGGAUUUUAUUCCUUCUUCAUAG
This is a messenger RNA of Papaver somniferum (opium poppy), 942 nucleotides long. RefSeq lists its product as uncharacterized. Gene Ontology annotation, molecular function: catalytic activity. The transcript is spliced from 4 exons. The record is from RefSeq and is a predicted model, not a curated record. NCBI's taxonomy places the organism in Eukaryota, Viridiplantae, Streptophyta, Magnoliopsida, Ranunculales, Papaveraceae. Bases 1 to 942 code for a protein of 313 amino acids.